AUGCCAUCGUCUCAAUAUGCAACUCCAAAGUGGUGGAAGGAAGCUGUGGUUUACCAAAUCUAUCCCGCGAGUUUCAAAAGCAGUAAACCUCCAGCCCAGGCAGAUGGAUGGGGCGAUGUGCGUGGCAUAAGGGAGAAAGUGCCAUAUUUGAAAAGUCUGGGAGUUGACGUUGUCUGGACAAGUCCUAUUUACAAAUCUCCGCAAGUCGAUAUGGGCUACGAUAUCUCCGACUAUAAAUCAAUUGACUCGCGCUAUGGAACCAUGGCUGACGUCGACCUGCUGAUUGAAACUCUCAAAGAACACGAUAUGAAGCUUAUGAUGGACCUCGUUGUGACUCAUACCUCAGAUCAGCAUGGUUGGUUUCUGGAAUCCGCUCGGUCGAAAAACUCCUCAAAGCGCGAUUGGUAUAUCUGGAAGCCGCCGCGCGGAUACGACUCUGUGGGGAACCCUCUGCCUCCAAAUAACUGGGCCCAAAUCUUGAACGAUUCCCAUAGUGCUUGGACCUGGAGUGAAGCAACCCAGGAAUUCUAUUUGACUCUCCACACCCCGGAACAAGUUGAUCUGAACUGGGAGAAUCCCGAUGUGGUCGCUGCCGUGCACGAUGUUAUGCACUUCUGGCUGAGCCGAGGAGUUUCGGGAUUUCGAAUGGAUGUAAUCAAUUUGAUUUCGAAGAAUUCCUCAUUCCCUGAUGCUCCGGUCAUCGACCCAGGUUGCGAGUUCCAGCCCGGAGAGAGAUUUUACACCAAUGGCCCGCGCUUCCAUGAGUUCAUGCAUGGAAUGUAUGAGAAUGUUCUGUCCAAGUAUGACACCAUCACCGUCGGUGAAACCGCCUAUGUCAGCGACAUAAGCGAAAUCAUCAAGACAGUCGGAUCAACUGCCAAAGAACUGAAUAUGAUCUUUAUCUUCGACCACAUGGAAAUUGCGGAUGUCAAGACCAAAGGAGAUUCGAAAUGGAGUUUCCGCGACUGGAAAUUGACAGAGCUCAAACAAAUCUUCUCCAAGUGGCAAAGAAACAUGAUCGAAUGGGAUGGAUGGAAUGCACUCUUCUUGGAGUGCCACGAUCAGGCGCGCUCUGUAUCUCGCUACGUGGACGACAGCGACAAGUUCCGCACGCGUGGUAGCAAGCUACUUGCGCUUCUGCAAUCGACUCUCGGUGGUACCUUGUAUCUUUACCAGGGUCAGGAGAUUGGAAUGCGAAACUUUCCAGCGGACUGGAAUCCGGAUGUCGAUUACAAGGACGUAGAAAGCCUCAACUUUUGGCAGCAGACGAAGAAGCUCUAUUCCAACGACCCAGUACAAAUAGAAAAAGCAAGAGAACUUCUCCAGAAAAAAGCCAGGGACCACGCCCGAACGCCAAUGCAGUGGAACAACGAGUCUAAUUCAGGGUUUGCAGCAUCCAACAUUACACCAUGGAUGAGAAUGAAUGAUGACUUUAGGAUUGUGAAUGUGAAAGCGCAGAUGGAGUGCGAAAGCCGAGAUCUGUCUGUCUGGCAAUACUGGCAGCUCGUUCUACGUGAGCGCAAGACCUACAAGGAUGCCUUUGUGUAUGGCGACUACCAGGACCUGGACUUUGAGAAAGAGCAGAUCUAUGCAUACCUGAGGACGGGUGCUCAAACGAAACAGAAGUGGUUGGUCGUGUUGAACUGGACUGGCGAGGAUGUGGCCUGGAAGAUCCCUGGGUCGGUAGAGGUGGAUUGGAUGGCUCCUUCUUCAAUCCAAAGACACAUUCCCGUUGGUGAUGGGGCAACUAUCAGGCUUCAAGCCUGGGAAGGAGUUAUGAUCCGCUGCAAAUCAGGUUAG
Messenger RNA from Aspergillus japonicus CBS 114.51, 1800 nucleotides. RefSeq names its product alpha-glucosidase. Bases 1 to 1800 code for a protein of 599 amino acids. Gene Ontology annotation, biological process: oligosaccharide catabolic process. The transcript is spliced from 3 exons. Gene Ontology annotation, molecular function: alpha-amylase activity. Lineage: Eukaryota; Fungi; Ascomycota; Eurotiomycetes; Eurotiales; Aspergillaceae. The record is from RefSeq and is a predicted model, not a curated record.